AUGAUUGAAGACAAAAAUGAUUUGGAUGUCACAUCAAAAGGAAGCGGACCAGCAUUACAAACAAUGUUGAAAAUGAUGAUGGGUGGAGAUAUGAAAUUCCCAAAAGAUAAAUAUCCAGCAACCCCUCACUUACAAAUCGACAAACAAAAAUUUGGUACUCUUAUUAAAAAAUUACUAAUUGACCAUAGCUUUUUUGCUUUUGAAACGAAAGUUAAUGGUUUCGAACAAAAUUUAAAAUUUAAUAAUAUAUUUGAAUCAUUUUUAUUAGUCAAUUACACAGAAAAUAUUAGAGAAUUGGAUUCAGAAUUAGAUCCAGAAUUGGAUUCAGAUUCAAAAUUGCACAAAGAAUUGUUCCAAAAAUUGAUUGGUAAAUAUGAAAUAGAAUUAAAAGAUAUCGCAUAUUUAUUUCUCGACAAGGCAGGCAUUAGAAUAGAUAGUAAUGAUGAACAAAAAAAAGUCGAGCCAAAAACUAGGGUUGAAGUCGAGCCAAAAAAUCAUAUAGAUGCACGAAAGAUUAUGUUGAAAUUAAUGACCGGUGUAGAUAGACCACAUGAGACAGAAAGUGAUUUUUAUUUCAAAAAUAUGUCCAAAGAAGAUUUUACACUUCUAAUUAAAGCCUUAAUAAAUUCAGACCCUGAUAAAAACCAUUUCAUGUCUAAUGAUAUCAAAUUUGAUGAAGAUGGUAAAGAGUUUAAUGAAAUAAAUUUUUAUCAAAUAUUUAAUUCAUUUUUAUUAGUCAAUUGCACCAAAAAUAUUAGAGAUUUGGAUUCAAAAUUGUUCGAAGAAUGGAUUGGUAUAUUUAAUGUUAAAGCACAAGAUUUACGAACAUUUCAAAUGAAAACUACUUUCCUUGGAUGCCCAUAUGCCUCCACCAAUUCAAAAAGGAAUGCAUUCACUCUAUUUUGUAAAGAUAUUUCGAUUACAAUCUGUAACGUCGACCAUCUCGAAAAUGAAACAAGAAGAAAAUAUAUUAGAAACUUUUUAGGUUUUCGAAAUAAUGAUAAACAAUCAUUUAAAGUUCCAGAAGAUCAUCCACUCCAAAUAAAGUGUAGAGGUUGCCCUGCUUCAAUCGAUGAUUCAUUAAAAAUUCGUGGUCUUAAAUUACCUAAAAUAGAUUCAAAUUUCUUUUAUUUUUGUUCAAUUGAAUGCUUUUAUACGGUUUGUUCGAUAGCUAAGGGUGGUGAUUUUGCUGAAUUAAUAAAUCCCAAAAAGAAAAAAGGUGAUAGCGAUGAAGAGGUUGAGGAUGAAAUAGAAAAAGAUAAUAAAGAAUCCAAAAAAAAAAAAAAUAAAGAAAUAAAUGCAAUUGUUACCAGACCAAAACGUAAAUAA
Molecule: messenger RNA, 1329 nt
Organism: Dictyostelium purpureum
Lineage: Eukaryota; Evosea; Eumycetozoa; Dictyosteliales; Dictyosteliaceae
Exons: 2
Coding region: 1-1329 (442 amino acids)
Source: RefSeq, a predicted model, not a curated record